Molecule: messenger RNA, 2386 nt
Organism: Candidula unifasciata
Lineage: Eukaryota; Metazoa; Mollusca; Gastropoda; Stylommatophora; Geomitridae
Source: the annotation of a GenBank genome assembly
AUGUCGACAGCUUUACAGAACCCACGCAAUCGAAAUCGGUCCAGACAACAGCAUGCCCCAGGAAGAGGUGGAUAUGCCAGCGCUGUGCAUUACAGGCGAGAAACUCCAGAGCCAGAGCCUUCUCAGACUUCACAGUCUUCAAGUUCUCCAGUACGUGGGAUCUACAGCGAUCCACGUACAGUCAUGAUUUUAUGCAGCUUCGUGGGCACACAAACAACAGUGAAAACAAGAAAUGGGGACAGAUAUAAAGGCCACACAGUUUCUUUCUCAGAGAAGGGAGACAUUGCCAUGAUAGAUGUCAAAGCAGAUGAUGAACACACAAAGAAUCCCAAGCAGUCUGGCCUAAUUAUUACCAAGGAAGAUUUUGUUGUCUGCAAAACAAAUGGAGUUGAUUUUAAAGGUCUUUUCACAUCCUCAGAUUUCACAGACUCAGGAAUAGCAAGUAGGAUGAAUGGCAGCACCGAGACUUCCAUGAAAGAAUUACAGCCUUGGCAGGAUGACGAUGCCCCGGACACGAAUUCUUCCUUUUUAGGCGAAUGUGACGGGUGGGACUCAACUUCCAUGUUCCAAGCAAACAGAGACAAAUUCAAUGUGAAGUCAACAUAUAAUGAGGACUUACUUGACUACACGACUAAACUACCAGACCCAUCAUCUGAGGGCUAUGAAGAGAAGGAAAAGUUUGCCCAGAGGCUUGCAGAGGAAAUCGAACACAGCGAGGUAUACCAGGCCAGAAUAGCAGAAGAGUUGAAGGAUGGCGAUGAAGAGGCACUGUUUUCAGCUGUCCACAGAGGAAAUGAGCCGGGUGCACAUUCAUCUCGACAUCAGGGGUCGAGCGCUGGCAGUGGAAAAAAUAAUUACAUUGCCCCAGCACUGAGAGAAGAAGGUGAACAGACAAUGAGGAAUGAUAGCUACAGAACCCAAGGCCGAGGGCCACCUCAUUCAGCAGGACACUCCCAACAACCACCCCAGCAUUCUCAUCAAAACAUGCAGCAGACAGCAAGACAGAUGAACAACCAGUUCCACAGUUCCCCUCCUGCUGGGGGCCCAAUGAACCGCAGCAUGCAGCAGCACGCACCCCCAGGAGUCUCGCAGCACCACCAGCAACACAGACCCCCGCCACAUCAUCACCAGCAGCCAGUGUCGCCCAGCCAGCACCCUGGCAAGCCUCACCCACCUCAUUCCUAUUCUCAGAAUGCCCCGCCUACAUCCUCCCCAUUAGCAUCUCAGUCACAUCAGCUCCCACCCCAGACCCAGCAUCCGCCUCCACAGAAGCUGGGUGCACAUUACAAGCAGUCGCCCAUCCAGCAGUCUGCCAGUAUUAGAGGGGCAAGUGUCAACGGGCCUUUGGGACCGCCCCCAGUUACUCAGGAUAUUCGGCAAACAGUACCUUUACCUACCAACAAAGAAGCAGAGAAAUGUGCUGAAGUGACCAGUCCAACAACACCCCAGGUUGAGAGCCAGCAGGUCUACCAUCAGAAGCCACCGGUGUUAGGUCCACCACCUGCCUCAAGCUCUGCAGGUGGUCAGAAAGUUCCUGAAGCCCACAUGUCAGCAUCAUCAUCGUCCAGUUCUCUUGUUGAUGCUCAGCAAGUAGGGUCGCACCAGAUUCCUCCUGCAACCCAGGCAGCUCCCGCACCUGACAGACGAGUAGGUCGAGGAGCAGAAACUAGUCCAGAAGAAAGAAACAAGAUAGGGCAGUCUUUACAUGAUUUCCAAAAGAAUUUCAUUUUGGAGUCCAAUGGAGGAACCUCACAAGAACCAGUGAGACAAGAUGGCAUAAUUGACAGCUCUGCUGUGUCUACAUCUCCUACAACUUCCAAUGUGGGAACAACGACAACUACAGCUGCUGCCCCUGAAGCACCAGCACAGCCCACAGAACAGGCAGCAGAAGUCUUGGCUAAAGCAGAAAGUCUGGAGGAGUCUCAGUCAGCACAGAAAUCCAAACUCAAUCCAAAUGCAAAAGAGUUCAAACCAAAAACACAGCCAGUCCAGAUUGAGACUCAGUCUCCCUCUCCACAGCCUCGCAGUUCGCCUCAUAUACAACAAAUGGUGAAUUAUUCUCCACAACAAACAGUUCUAGUUCCAUAUAAUUACAUCAUGGCCAAUCCAUUAAAUGCUCAGAGAAAAAGAGCCACUGUCUCUCUGGGUGCUGGAGUUGAUCUAGCUGCCCAUCAAGUCACCGGACAACCGUUGCUAGCUACACAACCACACAGCAUGAUGUAUUUACAGCCUGCGGGACAAGCUCUGCCUGCAGCCUACCAGUUCUACUCAUCACAGAUGAUCAGCCCUCGUAUGAUGGCCCCUGGCUCACUGUCUAUGGCCCAGGCCGGACAAGUGGCUGGCAUGGAACAAGCAGCCUCACAGCAUCAACCUCAACCUGUCUUCA